Molecule: messenger RNA, 1123 nt
Organism: Medicago truncatula (barrel medic)
Lineage: Eukaryota; Viridiplantae; Streptophyta; Magnoliopsida; Fabales; Fabaceae
Product: ethylene-responsive transcription factor ERF109
Exons: 1
Coding region: 84-779 (231 amino acids)
Biological process (GO): ethylene-activated signaling pathway; regulation of DNA-templated transcription
Molecular function (GO): DNA-binding transcription factor activity; DNA binding
Source: RefSeq, a predicted model, not a curated record
ACCUUUGACUUCAUUUCAUUUUCAACGUCUUCUAAACCUUAAACAAACGCUUUAGACUUCAACACAACAACAACAACAACAACAUGAACAACUCCUCUUCCUCCUUCUCCUCCUCCACUCUCCCCUCCGAUCAAGAACAAUCCGUCAUUGUCACCGCCCUAACCAAAGUCGUCUCCGGCUCCACCUCAACCGCAAACUCAUUACCGGAAUUUCAUCUCCCGGAUUCCACCAUCGGAAGCAGCAGCAGCAUGGAGCGAAUUCCACCAACGAACAUGGAAACCUGCCGCGAAUGCAACAUAGCAGGAUGUUUAGGAUGCAAUUUCUUCUCUCAAGAGAACAAGAAAAAACAAAUAAGAGCUAAAAAGAAGUAUAGAGGAGUGAGACAGAGACCAUGGGGAAAAUGGGCUGCUGAGAUUCGUGACCCGAGACGUGCUGUUCGUGUUUGGCUCGGAACCUUUACCACGGCGGAGGAAGCUGCCAGAGCUUAUGACAAUGCCGCCAUCGAGUUUCGUGGGCCGAGGGCAAAGCUCAAUUUUCCACUUGUUGAUGAAUCCCUUAAGCAUGUUGAGGAACCAGAAGUGAUCGUUCAUUCUAAGCAUGUAACAAAGGAUGAGAAUAUGAAUCAAGAAAUGCAAAUUGAAACAAUGACGGGGUUUGAGAAUAAUAAGGAUUGUGAUUUUUUGGAUAGCAUUGGUGAACCUGAUUUUCAACAAUUUAUGAAGUUUAUGGAAUUUUCUGGAGAUUCUUCUGGUUCUAGGACAGGGAAUCCUUUUAAUUAGUUCAUGAAUUCAACAACAAAUGAACAGUGAUUUUUUUUAGCAUGUUUAACUAGUGGUAGACUGAGAUUAAGUGUAUUGAUUAGCUUUGCUGUGCAAUGUGCAUAAUCUCUCUUCUACGAGAUUUUUUUUUAGGGAGGAAGUUGCUUUCUGCAAGUGCAAAUAGUGAUUUCAAUGUUUGAUUUUGAAGAAGAAUCCGCUUUGUAGAAUUGCUGUACUCCCUAAAAGUGUUUUUUUUUUUAACGAGAAUUUAAUGUUUUGAGAGAAUUUAAAUCCUUGAAUAAUAAUAAUUUGAAUUUUUUUGAAAAUGAUGUAAAUCCUUGGAGAAGAAUUUGCCUUUGUAGAAA